Messenger RNA from Enterospora canceri, 219 nucleotides. The record is from the annotation of a GenBank genome assembly. Lineage: Eukaryota; Fungi; Microsporidia; Enterocytozoonidae.
AUGCUUUUUAUUGAUAAUUCAACUGUAAUUCAUACUACAAUAUACUUCUCACCAUUUUAUCAUUUUUUUGGAAAAGUGAUCAAAAUAACAGGGGUAAUAUACUGGAGUAGACAUGACAUAUUUAAGAGCAAUGAAGUGUUUGACGUAGACACAAGUCGAAUAGCUGAACUAACAUCAGCAAAAGUGUCAACCUUGUCAAUGGGAAUGUUUGAGACGUGA